GGAUAUAUAGCGGUGAGCCGGUGAUACUGCUGCCGCGACACCAAUCCUAACGAGGACAGGGUUGCUCACCUUGCUCCCGUGUGCCUGUAAGCGGCGAUGAUGGGAGGAGGGGCGGCGAUGGUGGAUCAGCGCAUGGCGCCGGCGGCGGAUGGCAUCCGCGAGAAGGGCUUCUUCGGGUUCGGAAGCGAGUGCUUCCUUGGGGAGGGCGACCUCGUGAACCCGGCGCCGGCGCCGGCGAGGGUGCACGAGGAGAGCUUCCCCGAUGACGAGAGCGACGACGACGUGGACGGCAUCGAGGAGCUGGAGCGCCGCAUGUGGCGCGACCGCGUGCGGCUCAGGCGCCUCAAGGAGCUGCAGCAGAGCGCGCGCGAGGCCGGAGGCGCCAAGGAGAGCGGCGGCGACGCGGCGAGGCAGCAGCGGAAGUGGCAGGCGCAGGGGCAGGCGCGGCGCAAGAAGAUGUCGCGCGCGCAGGAUGGGAUCCUCAAGUACAUGCUCAAGAUGAUGGAGGUGUGCAACGCGCAGGGGUUCGUCUACGGCAUCAUCCCGGAGAGUGGCAAGCCGGUGACCGGCGCGUCCGACAAUCUCCGCGCCUGGUGGAAGGAGAAGGUCCGCUUCGACCGCAACGGCCCCGCGGCCGUCGCGAAGUACCAGGCCGACAACGCCGCGCCGGGGGGCGGUAGCGAGAACGGAGGAGGCGCGGGAGCCGCGGCGCCGCACUCCUUGCACGAGCUGCAGGAUACCACGCUGGGGUCGCUGCUCUCGGCGCUCAUGCAGCACUGCGACCCGCCGCAGCGCCGGUACCCGCUCGAGAAGGGCGUACCGCCGCCGUGGUGGCCGUAUGGCACCGAGGCGUGGUGGCCAGAGGCCGGCGUGCCAGGGGAGCUCGGCUCGCCGCCGUACAAGAAGCCGCACGACCUCAAGAAGGCGUGGAAGGUCGCCGUGCUCACCGCCGUCAUCAAACACCUGUCCCCCGACGUCGACAAGGUCCGCCGCCUCGUGCGGCAGUCCAAGUGCCUGCAGGACAAGAUGACCGCCAGGGAGAUCGUCACGUGGCUCGCCGUGCUCAAGCAGGAGGAGGAAUUCUACCUCAAGCUGCACCCCGGCGCCCGCCCCCCACCGUCAUCCGCCGCACGCGCGCUCUCAUACAACUCCAGCUCCGGUGAGUACGACGUGGAUGGAGUCGACGAGGAGGAGGCCGGGAAUCAGAAACCAUCCUCCGCCGCAGCAGCGCUUGUGGACCUUACCAUGGACACUACAGGCAACAAGUUCGUCAUGCCAGCGGCGAUGAUGAAGGAAGAAACCGCCGACGCCGAGUUCCUCCAGAAGAGGAGGGCGCCGGCAGCCGUCGAGCCGGACCUGAUGCUGCACAACAGCGGCCGCGUGUACAUCUGCGACAACAGGAGCUGUGGGCGCGGCUUCCUCGACCGCAACGCGCGCAACGCCCACCAGUACACCUGCAAGUUUAACAGCCCCGCCGUGCCGCCGAGCGCUGCCGAGAACAAGCUGGUGCCACCCGUGUUCCCGUCGCCGUACGACCUUCCCGCCGACGGCCAGAGAUCGCUCGCCGAGCUGAUGAACAUGUACGAGGCCAACGUUGGCGCGCACAGGAGCCUAAGCAACGUCGGCGCCAUCGUCGCUCCGAGCGUGCACUUGCAGAUGGGUGGCACUUUUCUGGCGCCGUGCCUAUUUGGCGAUGUCAACGACGUGAUGAUGCAGCAGCAGCAGCAGCAGAGCACGCCGUUCGGAGGCGACAUCGCCAUUGCGUCGCCGGAGUUCAGGUUCAGUUCAGGCUUCAACGUGCCAGGAGGCGCCGCACACUAUGGCGGUGCAUUGCAGUUGCAGCAACCGCAGCCGCAGAAGUCCGUGGAAUCCAAUUGGUUCGACUGAGUACUGAAGAAUGGAUGAAGCUUGUUAGUUCUAGGACACUAGAAUUCACGAGCUCGAUCGUGAGUAAUUUUCAGUUCAUGGCGUCCUGUAUGGAUUAGUUAAUUCGAGCCUGUCGAUUUGUUUUGGUCCUGAUGUAACUGCAAAUGGCUCAUGCCAUUCAACCAUUAAACCUCUUCGUGGAAACUUCCAUCUGUAGCUCAAUUCUUUAGCUUAA
Phragmites australis (common reed) is the source of this 2101-nucleotide messenger RNA. Its product is annotated as protein ETHYLENE-INSENSITIVE 3-like 2. NCBI's taxonomy places the organism in Eukaryota, Viridiplantae, Streptophyta, Magnoliopsida, Poales, Poaceae. The coding region runs from base 97 to 1887 and encodes 596 amino acids. The transcript has a single exon. Gene Ontology annotation, molecular function: DNA binding; DNA-binding transcription factor activity. The record is from RefSeq and is a predicted model, not a curated record. Gene Ontology annotation, cellular component: nucleus.